GCCCGGCCACCCCGCCCCUCGCCGCUUCCCGGCAUCCCCACACCGCGCCGCCUCCCCAUCACCAGGGCCCGGCCGCGCGAGAACCUCAGACCGCUGGCCGACCCCACACGCCCCCCGCGCUCCCCCUGGAUCAGGUCCUUCCCUCGCCUCCGGUGCAGUCCAACCGCGAUCUCCGUGCGGUUCAACUUCGGCCCCGGCGCCUCACGCUCUCUGCUGGUAAAGCUGAGCGAGAGUGCUCGAUUUCCUCUGCCUCCCUGCUGGCAACCAACAGUAGCCAUGCGACCCUCCCUCUCCAGUACCAUUACUCCUCCGUCAAGGUCAUGUCCCUGCCUCCAGCAGAUGGGCCGAGCACCAGGCCACCCAUGUCAACCAUCUUCUUCCUCACAUCUUGCCAAUAAAGGUUUAAAUUAGGUCAGAUUUUGAAAUGCUAUUGGGGAAGGUCUGGUGUUUAGUUGGUGGCUAUGUGGUACCUACACCGGGCACUUUCCAUCAAGACCUUCAAGAAGAGAUGUCAUCUCAAGGUAUUUUCAAUAUUUUUUGGCAAAAUGGUCAUGGAAGUUGAACAAAUGCCAUGGAAUUCUUGUCAAGACAUCCGGAAGUUCAACAAUAAAAGAUACAUAAGUACAUGUAUGUGCUGACAAGUUGAACCCAGUCAUUUUACAUUUAAUGUCUUUGGUCUUGUUCUUGUCGAAUUUUGUAUAAUGUUUUGGGAUAUUUGCUUGACUCAAGUCUCCCAGUUGGGGCAACUAGAUGAUAUAAGUUCAUGUUGUGGAUAGGUGAUGGAUAAAAAGGUGCUAAUUGCAGCAGUUCAAAGACUCUUUUUAACACUACAGUAGCACUUCAAAUGAUGUUGUUGGCCGACAAUGUUUAUGUUUUUUGUAGUACAAGUUACAAAAGUGUUGGACAUAUCACUUGUGAACUACUUUGGUUCUGAGAAAGAGCUCGAAUGCAUGUCACAUGUUUUUGCUUGAGCUGGCCUGAA
Messenger RNA from Triticum aestivum (bread wheat), 982 nucleotides. Its product is annotated as proline-rich protein 2. Lineage: Eukaryota; Viridiplantae; Streptophyta; Magnoliopsida; Poales; Poaceae. The record is from RefSeq and is a predicted model, not a curated record.